Molecule: messenger RNA, 1529 nt
Organism: Impatiens glandulifera
Lineage: Eukaryota; Viridiplantae; Streptophyta; Magnoliopsida; Ericales; Balsaminaceae
Product: eIF5-mimic protein 1
Exons: 8
Coding region: 89-1327 (412 amino acids)
Cellular component (GO): cytoplasm; membrane
Molecular function (GO): protein binding
Source: RefSeq, a predicted model, not a curated record
UCUUCUCUCUACUCUCUCUCUCUCUAUCUCUCUCUUCUCUCUCUUGCAUCGCAGCAGCUCGAACGCCGACUCGCCUUUGUAUUGGUUUAUGAGCUCGAAGGAGAAACCCACUCUAGGUGGCACGCGGAUUAAGACCCGCAAACGGAAUAUUACAGCUCCUCUGGACCCUGCAGCAUUUGCGGAUGCAGUGGUCCAGGUUUAUCUGGAUAAUGCUGGUGAUCUGGAACUUGUCUUAAAGAGCAUUGAGUCUGCAGACCUUAACUUCUCUAGAUAUGGCGACACUUUCUUUGAGGUCAUCUUCACUGGUGGACGUACACAACCUGGCACAAUUAAACCUGAUGAGGGGGAGCGCCAUCCUUACUCUAUUAUAGACUGUGAGCCAAAACGUGAAGCCAUAUUACCAUCUGUACUCUACAUACAGAAGAUUCUGAGGAGAAAGCCUUUUCUCAUUAAGAAUCUUGAAAAUGUUAUCCAGAGAUUGCUACAGUCUCUCGAGCUUUUUGAGGAAGAUGGGCCGAAGAAAAUGGCAAUUUUCACAGCACUUGCCUUCUCCCAGAAGCUGUCAGGUCUACCACCAGAGACAGUAUUUCAGCCACUUCUCAAGGAUAAUCUCGUGGCAAAAGGGAUAGUGCUUUUAUUUGUGACUGACUUCUUUCGGGAGUAUCUCGUUGAUAAUAGUGUCGAUGAUUUGAUUUCAGUUCUGAAACGGGGGAAGAUUGAGGAUAAUCUCCUCGACUUUUUCCCAUCUUCUAAGAGAACUGCUGAAGCAUUAACUGAGCAUUUUAAGAAGGAAGGAUUGUUAUCAUUGGCUGAAUACAAUGAGAAAAAAAUGUUUGAGGUGAAGAUAAAGGAAAUGAAGGCGGCAUUAACUAGUCAGAUAGCAGAGGAAGCUGAGAUCUCUGAUGUCAUUGAUAUAGUGAAGCAACAUGUUAAAGAUGCUAAAUUGCCCGAUGUUGAGAUUGUGAGAGUUUUAUGGGACAUUUUAAUGGAUGCAGUACAAUGGUCUGGAAAGAACCAACAGCAGAAUGCUAAUUCAGCACUGCGCCAGGUAAAAACAUGGGCAAAACUAUUGAGUGCGUUCUGCACAAGUGGAAAGCUCGAGUUGGAGCUGAUGUACAAAGUUCAGACCCAAUGUUACGAGGAUGCAAAACUUAUGAAAAUUUUCCCUGAUAUUGUUAGAUCUCUUUAUGACCAAGAUGUGCUUGCUGAAGAUACUGUCCUUCAUUGGUUCAGCAAGGGAACAAACCCUAGGGGAAGGCAAACUUUUGUGAAGGCUAUGGAGCCAUUUGUGAAAUGGCUUGAGGAAGCUGAAGAGGAAGAGGAUUAAAGAAUUGUGCAAUAUGUAAUAUGAAUGAAUGCAUUUUGGUUUCUAGUUCUACAAGUUAGUUGUUUCCAUCUUUGUUUGCAUUUGAUUUUGAACAUCAUUGCUUUUUUAUUAUGUUGCUUUUAAAAAUGAUGAUUAUUGUGAUUCUGUUUGAAUAGUUUAUUGUGUGAAAUCUUUUCUCUAUUAUGCUGUUUGUUGCUUGUGA